This is a messenger RNA of Eupeodes corollae, 3226 nucleotides long. Its product is annotated as WD repeat-containing protein 48 homolog. The record is from RefSeq and is a predicted model, not a curated record. Gene Ontology annotation, biological process: protein deubiquitination; double-strand break repair via homologous recombination. The coding region runs from base 183 to 2213 and encodes 676 amino acids. Gene Ontology annotation, molecular function: ubiquitin binding. The transcript has 11 exons. NCBI's taxonomy places the organism in Eukaryota, Metazoa, Arthropoda, Insecta, Diptera, Syrphidae.
GUUCUUGUUUAUUGUUGACAGAUCACAGAUGAAUUUAGAAAAUAGGAAAAAAAUCUUCAAAUUGUAAUUUUUACACAAGAAAUCAAAUCCAAUUUCAAAACUAAACCAACAAAAUAGAUGAAAAAUAAACUCAUUCAAAAGUUUUUUAGUUUUUCCUUAUAAAAAAACCUUCCAUUUGUAUUAUGUUGACGCACAAAGGUUGUCAAGGGGCGCGUAAGAAAAUGCAGGUAUCAUUUGUCAUACGAGAUGCCGAAGAGAAGCAACACCGGAAUGGAGUCAAUGCACUGCAGUUGGAUCAAAAUAAUGGAAAACUUUAUUCAGCUGGGAGAGACGCAAUCAUCAGGGUAUGGAAUACAAAAGAAACCGAAUCACAAAACAAAUAUAUCAAAAGUAUGGAACAUCACAAUGAUUGGGUCAACGAUAUAGUUUUGUGCUGCAAUGGAAGAAAUUUGAUUAGUGCCAGCUGUGAUACAACUGUUAAGGUGUGGAAUGCCCAUCAAGGCUUCUGUAUGUCAACCCUCAAAACUCACCGAGAUUAUGUGCAAGCACUGGCAUACGCCAAAGAUAGAGAACAAGUAGCCAGUGCGGGUCUAGAUAAAUCUAUAUUCUUAUGGGACGUCAAUACCUUAACAGCCCUGACUGCCAGUAAUAACACCGUGUCAACUUCAAAUCUCUUAGGAUCGAGAGAUUCAAUAUACAGCUUAGCUAUGAAUCCUUCGGGAACCGUGAUUGUCAGUGGUUCUACGGAGAACCUCCUACGAAUAUGGGAUCCUCGAAUGUGCAAAAAAAUGAUGAAACUACGUGGUCAUGCGGAGAAUGUUCGAGCACUAGUCGUAUCGCCCGAUGGAACUCAAGUCGUCUCUGGGAGCUCCGAUGGUACCAUAAAACUGUGGCAUCUGGGACAACAGGGUUGCAUUCAGACAAUAAAUGUCCACACAGAAGGAGUGUGGGCAUUGUUGAUGAGUGAGAAUUUCCAAUAUGUAAUAUCGGGCAGUAGGGAUAAGAAGAUUUUCCUAACCGAGCUGCGGAAUCCCAGCAAUAGUGUGCUGGUGUGUGAGGAGAAGGCUCCCGUUCUGAGUCUGUGCUAUGACAUCGAUAAGACGGGCGUGUGGGCGACAACAUGGAAUUCAGAUAUUCGUUGUUGGAAACUGCCGCAUCAUGACAAAAGUUCACAGAAUUCAACACCUGCCACCUCCACCGCUGCCGCCACCACUGAUGGUAGUACAAAGGGUGUUGAAAUUACAUGUAUCAAGGGUGGAGCAGCAAUAAAAAAAUCAACUGUGUUAAAUGAUAAACGUCACAUUGUGACAAAAGACACAGAAGAUAACGUAUCGAUUUAUGAUGUGUUGAGGGUAGUCAAGAAGGAAGAUCUUGGCAAGGUCGAUUACGAGGAGGAGAUUAAAAAACGAAAUUACAAAGUGUACAUUCCAAAUUGGUUUACAGUGGAUCUCAAAACUGGUAUGCCAACAAUUGUCUUGGGACAAGAUGAGGUCGAUUGUUUUGCAGCCUGGGUAUCUAUAGAAGCUGGUCUUCCUGAAUUGGCUGAACCCACAUCUGAUAUAAAAAUAAACUAUGGCAAACUACUUUUGGAAGCAUUGCUGGAAUAUUGGAGACCACCUCAUAGCUUACCCGCCGAUGAAUUAGAUUCGGAUAUUAAGGGUAAUGGUUAUUUUCAAGUUCCAAAACACACGCCUGUUAUUUUCAGUGAAGUUGCUGGUCGAACAACAUGUCGUCUGUUAGUUCGAGAUGCAGCUGGUGAAAACGAAAGCACAGGCCUACACGAGACUGUCCCGCAAUGGGUAACAGACGUCGUUAUCGAAAAGAAUACUCCUAAAUUUACUAAGAUAUCGUUCUUCCUCACACCACAUCCUUCAAUGGUCAAACCAGAACGUAUUAAAAAGGAUCGACUAGUCGCAAACGAAUUUAUUCAAUGUAGAAAAGUGUGUGAGCAUGUUUUGGAAAAGGUGCUGGGUGCAGAAACCACUCCAAGUGGCGGAAAUGCUUCAAACUCAUCCCAAAAUAGUCAAAGUGAUGCCAACUCUGAGGGCUCACAAAUUCCACCGGAAGAUCGAAUUGAAUUACAAUGCAAUGAUGUGGUUGUCGAUCCCAACAUGGACCUCCGUACAGUUCGCCACUUUAUUUGGAAGCAAUCAGCAGACCUGACUUUCCAAUACAAAACAAAGCCAAACUUUAGCUACGAUGCUAAGAUUUAAGAAGAAAAUCAAAGUUAAAAACAAAACCUCAAUUAUACACUCAUUAAGGGGGAACAAAAUGAAAAUUAUUGUUUUCUCGGUACAAAAUGCGGAAAUGCGGCGGCGCGGCGGCGGUGGACUCCUCCUAGACUCCUAGAUUACCGCAAAUGGAUUUGCCCUGUGCAAGAACUAAAGCUUAGCACACGAUGGCAUCUUUUGAUCAUCAUCACCACCAACCUUCUUUUACCAACCCCCCUUCCCUCUCUUUGUUGUUGUUAACGUAUUUAAGUGAAUUGUGUUUUUAUUUUUUAAAUUCUCUUUUUGUUUGACCUUUGAAAAAGUUCGUUCAAGUUGAGAUCAUUAUUAGUAUGAGUUUGUUUUUGAAAAAUGAUUAAAUCAAAAAAACAACAAGCUAAGCUUGUUUUUGUUUUCUCAUCUCAGACCUGUGUUGUCGUUGUAAUUUUGUUAUCCUAGACUGCAUUGUAAUCUAACAUUCUGCCAAUAUCCUUUAGAGACUAACUCCAAUUGUUCUAAAAUUACCAAAAACAAAAAACCUUUUCUUCAUUCUUUUUAGAACGAAAUUGAUGUAUGUACGUCUUUUCUUUUUGUUUAAAUGGUUUUUGUUGUAUUCCCUUAAGAAUAAAAAGAAGAAUAUUACUUGUUUAAGUUGUUAUAUGAGAAAAAAAAAAAAAAAAAAACAAAAAUAUAAACUCCAGUAUUUCAUUAUUCCAAUAUUUUAUCAAAAACAAAGAAAAACAAAAUAAAUUAAUAAUAUUAACAAAACUAUGCAAAACCAAACCUGAAUUAUAAAAAACAAAAAAGUGUAAAAGUAAAUUUAUAGCAUUUAAUAUUUUCAGUUAAAGAAAAAACAAAUAUCAUAAAUGUCAUUCUCGAAGAGUGUACAUAAGACACUUAGAAAGUAAAACAAAAGUAAAAAACAUUUAAUAAUUUAAUAAACAAAACAAAAGCUAUGAAAUUAAUACAAAUACAAAAAAAAAACUUAAAAAAAGUUUAUAAAAGAAAAAAAAACAUAA